Messenger RNA from Branchiostoma floridae (Florida lancelet), 693 nucleotides. Its product is annotated as ficolin-1-like. The record is from RefSeq and is a predicted model, not a curated record. The transcript is spliced from 4 exons. Lineage: Eukaryota; Metazoa; Chordata; Leptocardii; Amphioxiformes; Branchiostomatidae. Bases 113 to 652 code for a protein of 179 amino acids.
GGUAACCGGCCCUCAAAGCUGCCAGGAGAUUCUCCAGAGCGGCCAUGACACCAGCGGGGUGUACCAGAUCUACCCUGCAGGGGUCAUCAGCCCCAUCCAUGUCUACUGUGACAUGGACACUGAUGGGGGAGGUUGGACGGUGUUCCAGAGAAGACAGGAUGGGUCAGUAGAUUUCUACCUGGACUGGCAGGCAUACAAGGCUGGGUUUGGGGACCUGAGAGGAGAGUUCUGGAUGGGUAAUGAGAACCUGUACCACCUGGCAGCACAGGGAGGAUACGAACUGAGGGUGGAUCUGGAGGACUUUGAGGGAAACUCAGCCUUUGCUAAGUACGAUAACUUCAGGGUGGAGGAUGAAGGGCACAAGUACAGACUGACCGUAGGGACUUACUCAGGAACUGCCGGGGAUGGCAUGACAAGUGCUUCCUCCAUGUUCUUCUCCACCAAGGACAGAGAUAAUGAUAUCCAGGAUACAGUCCACUGUUCUCAAACCUACAAGGGAGGGUGGUGGUACGACCAUUGCCAUAGUGCCAACCUGAACGGCCUGUACCAUGCUGGGGCACAUCAGUCCUAUGCAGACGGAGUCAACUGGGGACAAUGGACAGGAAACAAUUAUUCUCUCAAGCACACUGAGAUGAAGAUAAGGCCUAACUAAAUUCACUUUGAAAACGAUACCUUUUUAGUAGACAUGACUUG